GAGUCCCCAAGCGUUGUCGCGUCCACUUUAUCGCGGUCUCUGAUUCUGUCGCGGAUUCGAGCCGAGCCACUGACUAACGGUAGUGCUGCACGCAUCUGGCGGCAAAUUGGCAGCGAGAAGCCCGCGCUAAUAAUACAUUUGAAAGCCGCCGAAAGGAUUGCGAGUCCAUAUCAAGCAUACGCCCCAUCCACCGAGCAAUCAAUUAUCUUUUGCGAUAGCAGAGCAGUGAAACAGCAAGAGAAGGACAAGAUGCAUGUGCCAUUAUAAAUUGGAGGGAAGGACAUAUUAGCCACUAAGGAGGUUCUCGUUAUAUAUGGAAACCUACAACUGAUAUUACUGUAGAUACUAGACUACAGUGAACUUGAGAGUCAGCUCUUUGCCCGCAUACAUAGAACCCACUCGCCCACACAAAAGUAACCUGACAUGGGUAAGGACUACUACAAAACCCUGGGGCUGCCCAAAACUGCCACCGACGAUGAGAUCAAAAAGGCCUACAGGAAACUGGCGCUGCGCUAUCAUCCGGACAAGAACAAAGCCGCCAAUGCCGAGGACAAGUUCAAGGAGGUCGCCGAGGCCUACGAGGUCCUGUCGGACAAGAGCAAGCGGGAGGUGUACGACAAAUACGGCGAGGAUGGUCUGAAGAGCGGAGGCACACGAAAUGGCGGCCCGUCGAGCAACUCGUUUACAUAUCAGUUCCACGGCGAUCCGCGGGCCACCUUCGCCCAGUUCUUCGGCAACAGCAAUCCGUUCGCCUCGUUCUUCGACAUGGGCGACAACCUGUUCGACAAGAACGUCUUCGACCUGGACACGGAACCCGACUUCUUCUCCUCGCCCUUCGGCGGCAUUGGCUCGCGACAUGGUCUGGGCAGUGCUUUCAGGCCCUCUUUCAGAUCACACUCCUUCAACGUGCACACGCCGUUCAAGAAGGAGCAGAAGCAGGACCCGCCCGUCGAACACGAUCUCUACGUGACGCUGGAGGAGAUCUACCACGGCUGUGUUAAGAAAAUGAAAAUCUCCCGGCGCAUCGUCCAGGCGGACGGCAGUUCGCGCAAGGAGGAGAAGUUCCUCGCGAUAUCCAUCAAGCCCGGCUGGAAGUCCGGCACCAAGGUCACCUUCCAGAAGGAGGGCGACCAGGCGCCCGGCAAAAUCCCCGCCGACAUUGUGUUCAUCAUCCGGGACAAGCCGCACGCCAUGUUCAAGCGCGAGGGCAGCGAUCUGCGCUACACGGCGAGACUGACGCUCAAGCAGGCUCUGUGCGGCGUUGUCUUCCAAGUUCCUACCAUGUCCGGCGACAAGUUGCGCAUCAGCACCAUGCAGGAGAUCAUCAAGCCGAACACGGUGAAGCGCAUCCAGGGAUACGGACUGCCAUUCCCCAAGGACACGACGCGCAAGGGCGACCUCCUGGUGGCCUUCGACAUCCAGUUCCCGGAGAAGUUGACCGCCGCCCAGAAGGAGGUGCUCCGGGACAUGUUAUGAGGUAGCAAAGCGAAGGAGCGACUCAGAAGGAGCGACUCAGAAGCAGCCACGAUCCUUGAGCGAAAUCAGGGGACUUAGUCAUCCAUUCAAACGCACUAAAAACCAAACCAAACCGAUCCAUCCGCCAAUCAAUGUCCUAUUCAUACGUAUAACAACCCAUCAUCAGGAUCCAGGAUCUUGCUCCCAUUUUGCUUGUUUUUGUGUUCAGUGAAACAUUUGCGCAUUUUUUACAGGAACUCCUCCCUCUUAACAACAACGGUUGUGCUCAUCUGCGCCACGAACAUGUUGCAUAAUGUGUAUGUUGACCAUAGUUAUUAUAUCAUUAAUUCUUAAUUUAUUUGUCUAAAUUAAAGCUACAUUUAAUAAAAUGACACAAGGAAGAAAAAACAAGCGAA
Molecule: messenger RNA, 1871 nt
Organism: Drosophila teissieri
Lineage: Eukaryota; Metazoa; Arthropoda; Insecta; Diptera; Drosophilidae
Product: dnaJ protein homolog 1
Exons: 6
Coding region: 424-1476 (350 amino acids)
Biological process (GO): negative regulation of transcription by RNA polymerase II
Cellular component (GO): cytosol
Molecular function (GO): protein-folding chaperone binding
Source: RefSeq, a predicted model, not a curated record